Molecule: messenger RNA, 3219 nt
Organism: Diabrotica balteata
Lineage: Eukaryota; Metazoa; Arthropoda; Insecta; Coleoptera; Chrysomelidae
Source: the annotation of a GenBank genome assembly
UUCCUAACCUAAAUCGGUACAUCCAAUAGACUUAAAUCGGUAGGUCGGCGGAAAAAUUGGGAAAAUGAUGACAAUAAUCCAGAAUAACCAGUCAUGUUUACUCCCAAUACUCUCUACCAUGUUUUACUCUACCAGGAAUUGCAGUAGUAAACAUUUAUCUUCGAAUUCAAUUAGAAAAAUAUUUUUUGAUUAUUUCAUUAAAGAAAAUGGUCAUAAAUUUGUAAAGUCUAGCCCGGUUGUACCAUACUGUGAUCCCACUGUAGCGUUUGUAAAUGCAGGAAUGAAUCAAUUUAAAGGCAUUUUGCUUGGCAACCAAAAACCUCAAUUUACAAGAGUGGCAAAUUCUCAGAAAUGUAUUAGAGUAGGUGGAAAACAUAAUGAUUUAAGUAUUGUAGGAACUGAUGGGUACCAUCAUACAUUCUUUGAAAUGUUAGGAAAUUGGUCAUUUGGUGACUACUUUAAGCCUGAAGCAUGUAAAUUGGCAUGGGAUCUUCUUACAAAAGUUUAUAAAUUGCCCAAAGAAAGACUCUAUGUUACAUAUUUUAAAGGAAAUAAAACAUUGGGUUUAGAGGAAGAUUUAGAAACAAAAGAAAUUUGGCGGCAAAUAGGUGUGCCUGAAGAUCGAAUUCUACCUUUUAGUCUAAAAGACAACUUUUGGGAAAUGGGUCUAGUAGGACCAUGUGGUCCGUGCACAGAAAUUCACUAUGAUCAUAUUGGAAAUACAAAUAGAGCUGGAUUUGUUAAUAAAGACUUACCUGAUCUAGUCGAAAUUUGGAAUAUAGUUUUUAUCGAAUAUAAUAGGUUAUCUGAUGGCAGCAUUUCGAAACUUCCUCAAAAACAUGUAGAUACAGGCAUGGGCUUUGAAAGAAUUACAUCAGUUUUGCAAGGAGAAAUCAGUAAUUACGAAACUGAUAACUUUAGUUAUUUACUAAAGGCUAUCACAAAGAAUUGUAGGGGUAUACCUGAUUAUUCAAAUCUCUUUGGUGAACAAGACCUGAAUGAUUUAAAUAAGUCAUAUAGAAUACUAGCUGAUCAUACUAGAAUGAUAACUGUGGCAUUAGCUGAUGGUAUGAUACCUGAAGAGAACCAGAAACUAAGAAGAAUCAUGAGAAAGGUUUUCCUUCUGAGUGAAACGGUAUUUAAAAAAGAAGCUGGCCUAUUAAGAGAACUAACAAAUUAUGUUGUCGAUGAGUUAGGCUCAGUAUAUCCGGAAUUGGAGAAAAAUAUUUUUCAGGUUCAUCAAAUUAUAAACUACGAAGAAGAUGUGUACAAAUAUCUGCGGCAAUCCGCAUCGAAAGACUGGCAAAAAUGUGUAACAGAAAAUCCGAAAUUACUGGAGCUCGACGUUAUCGAAACCCGUAACUUUGCUAGUGCCUACAAAGAUAUAGCCUCUAGUUUAUCCAACGAAAUAGAUGCCAAGACUGCUUUUACACUUUACGAUACUCACGGAUUAGACGAGGAGAACAUCACAAAACUAGCAAAAGCUCUUAAUCUUAGAUUUAAUGUAGAUAGUUUUAAUAAAGAAUUAGAACUGGCGAAACUGAAUUCUAAAAAGAAUAGCGUGAUACAGAAUUCAGAAAUUUAUUCUUACUUAACAGAGAUGGCGAUUCCAAAAACGGAUGAUAUGUACAAAUAUAAUUACUCGAAAAAAGACUGUGGAUAUGUUUUUCCAGAAAUUCAAACAAAAAUCUUGAAAAUAUUUAAAAACGCUCAGAGUAUAGAUAAAAUUAGUGAGGGUGAACAUUGUUCCCUACUUUUAAAUCAAACAAAUCUAUACAGCGAAGCCGGAGGUCAAAUAUCCGAUAAAGGAAAGAUAAUUUUUCAUAACGGGUUAUUCGAAAUCGAAUCUUUAGAAAAUUUAAACGGAUAUAUUCUUCAUAAAGGAAAAUUUAAAUCAAACAAUUCUGGAUCUAAUGAACAUUUAAAGUGUUUAUCCACUGGAACAAUUGAAAUAGAUCCAACUUCUAGACUGUCUUGUAUGCGUAACCAUACCAGUGCGCAUCUUUUGAACGCAGCUUUAAAGAAAGCCAAAGUUGCCACUUGUCAGAAGUCGAGUAAAGUCACCGAUCAGUUCUUAAACUUCGAUGUCGCCAUAUUUGGAGACAAGUUGUCUAAAGAAGAGCUUGAACAAGUGGAAAAAGACAUUUUAGCGGUCAUUAAAAGGGGAGAUACUGUAAAUACAACUAAUAUUAAUAGUCAGGAUUUGUUACAUUUGCCCAAUGUUACUGUUAUUCCAGGAGAGAUUUAUCCUGAAAACGGGAUUAGAUUGAUUGAGAUUAGUAGUGGUGGUCUGAUAUCUAGGGAACCAUGUUGUGGUACACAUGUUCUAAAUACAGCAGAUAUAGAAGAUUUCUGCAUAACUAAUAUAAAAUCUUUAGGAAGAAGUACUUCAUCGUUGACAGCUGUGACGGGUGAAAGGGCACAGUUAGUGAGGCGUAAUGGUACUCAAUUAGUGGAACAGAUAGAGGCGUUUUCAAAACAUGUUGAUGAUAAUAUGGAUAAGCAACCAAUACUCGAUAAAUUACUUACAAAUCUAAGAUCACAAUUAAAUAAUUCUGGAGAUCUUCCGGUCACCACCAAAGUAAAAUGUAGUGAUAAACUUGAUAUGAUUAGUAGGAAAAUACAGCAUGCCGAAACGGAAAUACUCAAGGACUUUAUAGAGAUGGAGAUGCAGAGUGCUCUAGAUACGAAUAUCCGGAUAACAAAGAAUGACAACAAAUAUUUAGUUCAUUAUUUAAGAUGUUCGGUUAUGCUCGAAAAAGUACAGUUACUUAAAGCAACACGAUUAUGUCCAGAUUAUCCAAUCUUAGUCAUAGCCUACGCCGAUAAUACUGUCAAAGCAAGAUGCUGUGUUCCCAAGAACUUCAAGACUGAUGACUUUAACGCCGAAAAAUGGAUGAAUGAAACCGUAGCUUUAGUAUUCAAAAGUCGUGCAGCUCCUCCUAAAGGCCAAGACGGGACUUUGGUGUGCAAUAUGAAAGCAAAAAAGGUGCCAGUGCAAGAGUGGGACCCCCUUCUCAGAGCCAGCAUAAAACAAGCUCAAGAAUUUAUAGAAAGACAUUUAUGAAAAUAGUGAAUGAAACUUUUAAAGUUUUAUUCUCUCUCUUGAAUUGUAUAUUAAGACUAUUUUUUCUAAACGGUGCAAACAAUUUUUUAAAACAUGUUGAAAUUGUAUCAAUAUUCUAACAGCAUGCUACCACAUAAAUAUAGAAAAUUAAA